UAGUCGGGCUCAGGGUUCAGAGGGUCCCGGGACGAGGAAGGACGGGUAUGGUGACUGCGGAGGGUCGGCGAAGAAGGCGGGCCCAGGGUGGAGGUGUGCGGUACUCGCACUGACGGCCCUCGGGGCCUGGAGCAUGUUCCUGCGGAGAAGCCGCUGGGCAAUCGGCGGCGUGGGCAGGGCGCUAAGCGGGCCGGUGAGAGCAGGCACCGGGGAGCUGCGGCCAGGCCUCAGCCUCAGCCUCAGCCUCCGCCUCCACGAACGGACCUCCUCGCUUCUGCACGGGUGGGACUGCCGGCUACAGGGCUCGGCCGCGCUCCCCAUCCUGUCAGCCGGGCCUGGAUCGGGACUCCGGAUCACGGUCACCUGGCCCCGUCCUGUGUCCGGCCGAAGGCCGUGGUGCUGCUCCUUCCUCCGGCAGCAGGUGGGUCCCGAAGCCGGGCCCGCACGCUGUUACGGAGCCGGGAAACCCGCUCCAAAGAGGCAAGCCGCCGAGCCCUGCUCGUACACUGGGCCCGGAGAGAAGGGAGAAGAGCGGGCGGCGGCGGCCCCCGCUAGGUCUCCGGAGCUGUAUGAAAAUCCAUGGACAAUUCCAAACUUUCUAUGUAUGGCGAGGAUUGGCUUAUCACCCUAUUUGGGCUACCUAAUUGUAGAAGAAGAAUUCAAUUUAGCCCUUGGUCUUUUUACAUUGGCGGGCAUUACCGAUCUGUUGGAUGGUUACAUUGCACGAAACUGGGCUAAUCAGAAAUCGGCUUUGGGGAGCGCCCUGGACCCGUUAGCAGAUAAAAUUCUGAUCAGUGUUCUGUAUGUCAGUCUCACUUGUGCUGAACUUAUUCCAGCACCUCUUACUGUUAUGGUCCUUUUGCGAGAUGUUAUUUUGGUUGCAGCUGGUUUCUACAUUAGAUACCGAACGGUUCCAACACCAAGGACACUGAGCAAGUAUUUCAACCCAUGUUAUGCUACUGCCCAAUUAAAACCAACAUUUAUCAGCAAGGUUAACACAGCGGUUCAACUUGUACUAGUGGCUGCAUCACUAGCAGCUCCAGUUUUUAAUUUUGUGGACAGUAUGUUCCUUCGUACUUUAUGGUAUGUCACAGCCUUGACAACGGUUGCAUCAGGAUGCAGUUACUACACUCACGGCAAAAAUGCUGUGCAAGUUUUGAAUCGGGUGAAGUGAAUAGUUCUUUAUAGUUGGCCAGUGAAUUCUGGAAUCGGCACAACAAUGCAGGAAGAGGAUCUUGGUUUUUAUGCUAAAGAGACAUUGAUUAAAAUUAUGUAGAUAUAUAUAGAUUUUUUCCCAUCAAAAGAUACAAAUUUAAUAAUAAAAAUAAAAACUAUGGAUUUCUUUCAUCUAUGGUUUUGCAAUUUCUUUUGUGUUUCCAUCACUAUAUGAAAUUAAUCACAAAAUAAUUAUUUGCAUGUUGCCUAGCUGAUGUAGUCAAACUGCUAUAAAAAUGAACUUUAGUUGUUUUCUUAAAAAUCAAGCUGAUGCAGUGUAUAUUUCAUACCAUUGGAGAUCUUGUCUGUCGCUGAAACAGUAAGGCAAAGGAUACAAAAUAUUGGGCAGCAUAGUGGAAUUGUUUUUAAUGAUAUUGCACACUGUGCAGUAGUUCUAUCAAACACUGCAUUGUUGAAUGUGAUUUGUUACUCUGCAGGUAAUUCGUUUUCGAAUUCUUAAUCCAAGUAAUCUGUAUGAAUGGAUACAUGCAAAAGCCUUAGCAAGAUGCAACACCGAAGGCACUGCUCACUUCUGUCUUUGCAUCGCCCAGUUCACCUUUCUGCCAUUGUUUCCCUUUGCCCUGUCACCAACAGCUUCAUUUGCUCUUUGUUGCCUCUUGUUGGUUCAUCUCCUGUGUCUGCACCUGAUCUACGGUAUUCCACUUCUCACCUAUAGAUCUUUCUCCCCAUUGCAUUCUAAUGCCCUAUUGGUGCUUUCAGACGAGUUGUAACCUGACAUUUUUCAGAGUGCAGCUCACGAAGAUUGUAUCAGCUGUUUAUUUGGCCUUUGCUUUUGUGACUGAGGGCAAGAGCUGUUUUUUAAUUCACUGUCACCAGUGUGUGGUUUUCUCCAUGGAUUUUAAAUGAUGUAAGAUUCUCAUGAAAGGCAGGAACUCUAGCUAUUAAAAGAAAAUUCUGUAUUCAUAUAUAAUCUGACCUUCAAUGAAAGUUCACAAGUGGGUCUCUCGUGUGCUUAAGAUUUUUAGGCCUGUUCACCCUUAGUUAUCUUUAAAAGUAGCAUCUGUUGUCCUUUUUAUCUUGCCUCUCUUAGAUUUACUGAAGAUCUUCUUUGGGGAAAUUACUUGUUUCUGUGUUGAAUUUUGUUUCCAUCUUCAAAUGGUAAAUUAUUUGGGAUGAUGCUAUCUAUAUGGUACUGUACUUCUGCAUUUGUUUUCAAUGUAAUGCUGUUUUUGAACUCAGAACGUUACAAGUUGAGGAUAAGAUGUAUUGGUGAAUUGAUUUUUAAAAACUGAUUAUUGCAAUUUUAGAUAGUUGAAAUUAAACCAAUUUUACAGUAAAAUAAUCCCAUUGGUUGUCAGAAUUAUUUUUGCAUUUUUUAAAUCAGGAAUGCAUUGUUUAAUAGGAUGGUGAAAAUGGAUUCAAUGAUAAAUCUCAAAAAGGAAUUCAAUAAAA
Molecule: messenger RNA, 2628 nt
Organism: Hypanus sabinus (Atlantic stingray)
Lineage: Eukaryota; Metazoa; Chordata; Chondrichthyes; Myliobatiformes; Dasyatidae
Gene: crls1
Product: cardiolipin synthase 1
Exons: 7
Coding region: 134-1174 (346 amino acids)
Biological process (GO): cardiolipin biosynthetic process
Cellular component (GO): mitochondrion; membrane
Molecular function (GO): cardiolipin synthase activity
Source: RefSeq, a predicted model, not a curated record